AUGGAGAUGGAGGGACUGAAAAGGAGUGUUGCAUUUCUCAAAGAACACGCUGACAUAGGUGUGGUGAUAACAGACAGGCACAGGCAGAUUGGAAAAUACAUAAGAGAGGAGAUACCUGAGGCAGUGCAUCAAUAUGAUGUAUGGCAUGUGGCCAAAGGUUUGAAGAAAAAGGUCAAUGCCCUGUCUAAACUGAAAGGAUGUGAAGAUGUUGGUUUAUGGAGAAGGAGUUUGGUAAAUCAUAUGUAUUGGUGCUCCUUGUCAACUCCGAGUGGAGACGGGGAGAUGAUAGCAGCCAAAUGGAAAUCUAUAGCAAACCAUGUCCAGAAUAAACAUUCAGGUCAUGGUGAGCUGUUUCCAAAAUGUAGGCAUGGACCAUUGCAUGGAAGAGACAGACAAAAAGAAUGGUUGAAACCAAGUACAAAGGCAUGUGAAAAAUUAGUAGAUAUAAUUACAAAUACACACCUGUGUAAUGAUGUAAGAAAACUGUCGCCGCUGUACCAAACCUACAGUUUAGAGGGAUUCCACAGCUUGGUCAUACAGUUUGCUCCAAAGAUGUUGGCAUACUCUUAUAAUGGAAUGUUGUCAAG
Molecule: messenger RNA, 587 nt
Organism: Saccoglossus kowalevskii
Lineage: Eukaryota; Metazoa; Hemichordata; Enteropneusta; Harrimaniidae
Source: RefSeq, a predicted model, not a curated record